This is a messenger RNA of Macrosiphum euphorbiae (potato aphid), 1989 nucleotides long. The record is from the annotation of a GenBank genome assembly. Lineage: Eukaryota; Metazoa; Arthropoda; Insecta; Hemiptera; Aphididae.
AUGACGGCCAUAUGUUUCGUGUGCAACCUGCCGAUUCUCAGCCACCAGGUGGGACUGGUGUGGCAGGGCGGCAACGGUUGGGACGACAUACUGCGAGAGCAGAUGGAGGAGACUACGAUCAAACAGCGGUUGGGCGGUCGCCGGGACUCGGCAGCGCAGAUCACCACCGAGUCGCCGCCGACGGAGACCGCGGAGACGUCGCCGCCGGUCAGCCGACGCCGGAGGCGCAGCUCGCUCGCCCAGCUCACCGACAUAUUGCGCGAGUGGAGCGGCACCGGCAUGGGUGGAGGUGGCGUUGGAGGUGGAGGUGGGGCGGGUGGCGACGGAGGUGGAGGCGUCGGCGGAGGUGGCGGUGGUGGAGGUAAGUCGGGUGGCCGGCCAAAAGGCAUCACCAGGCGCGAGACGCUGGCCGACAUCGCCAAGACACUGCCGUUUGGUCGGUCCAACACGAUCACGUCGUCCCGGAAGCGGCGCGAGUCGUCCGUCGACUCGGGUAUCAAGUCUUCGUCUAGCAAGGGCGGCCGCCGGGACUCCAAGACCGACUUCCGGGCCGACAUCGCCAAACUGCUCAACACCCGCCGCGACUCCAUCAUAACGCCCACUAGCGUUUCGCAGCAGCCCAGACGCAGAGGAUCCGGAGACGUUGGCCAUUCAGACGGCGAUUGCGGACGUCGCGGGUCCAAGGACGACGGCCGUGCGUUCCGACAGCACCGCACGUGCCACAAGCGCAGGGACUCGCAGGCAAUCGUCGUGCCGGGCCAGUCCACGUCCUCCAACGGGUCGACGGGUGGCUACGGUGGCGGUGACGGUCCCGUGAAGACGGUGGACGACCAGACCAUGACGCCGCCGACGAUGGUCAUCAGCAGCGUAACGCCCCCUCCCACUUCGCCGCGCGUCCCACUGUCGCCCACGCAGCACCAAAACGCGCCGUCGUCGUCCGUGUCGUCCGGCCCCACGUCCACCUCCAACGCCGCUAACGCCGCCUCCAUCACCUCCGCUGCCCACACGUCCGUGGUGCCCACCCAGCACAGCGUGUCUUGCGGUUACACGCCACCGGUGUCGGUGCCCAGCUCGCCGGUGUCUGCGGUGCCGCCGACGCAGUUGUGUGCCAGCAACGUGACGCACGCACCCGCCGUGUCCCGGAGAGACUCCACCACGCAAGUGUAUUCCUCGAGGGCACGACGGAAUUCCAAAUCUCACGUGUCGCCCGAACGAAGGCAUAGCAAGGACGGCAUAUCAGUGGGGAACAAGUUGCCCAGACUUCAGCGGCAAUCGACGGCCAUCGACGAGACUUGCAUGCCGUCGAGCCUGCAGUGUGGCCGGCGGAGUUCGCAACCAACACUGUCCGCGGAUCAGGACUACACGGACCGGAAGACUAGGCGUGACUCGCUGUCGCCUGACUCUGCGCACUACGCCCGGCGCAGAGACUCCAGAGUCAGCGGUGGUCUGUCACCGGACAGGCAGGGCAGGGACGUAUCUCCUGGCAGACAGAGACGCCGUAGGAGCUACAGACGCCAGAGCACCACGAUGGGCGGUUACAACGUACGCAGCUGCCAGUCUUCCAGGUCACCUGAUUCAUCGUCCUCGUGCUCGUCCCGAGAACCCUCACCGGCAGGCAGGGCAGUGGCACCUGCGACUUCUCAGCGAACGCCGAUCAUCCGGAGACAGUCCACUACCGAAGAGAUAUUGAUUGCCAGGGGCUUCCGGAGACAAUCCACUACUGAAGAAAUGAUACGGUGUAGGAAUUUUCGACGACAAUCGUCUCAGUCAGAUGAAUGCUACCGUACGAGAGGCCGGAGAGAUUCAAGUACGCAAAUCAUAGAUGGUACUCUGGCCACCAUGGCCGUGGAGACAAGCAGCACUUUGUUCGAUUCCAGCACGCAAACCGGUAAGAUUUUUCAAUCGUUUCAUGUAGUAUUUAAUAUAUUUUUAAGUAGUUUUUCCUCAAACCAGCACAACGGAUUUCAUUCAAACGGAGGUUAUACCUAA